Molecule: messenger RNA, 885 nt
Organism: Phytophthora sojae
Lineage: Eukaryota; Oomycota; Peronosporomycetes; Peronosporales; Peronosporaceae
Exons: 2
Coding region: 1-885 (294 amino acids)
Source: RefSeq, a predicted model, not a curated record
AUGUUCAGCAGCAGCAAGAUCUUCGCGAUGUGCAUCGCCGCCGUCGCCGUGUGCAGCGGGGUGCAGGCCGAGCAAGAGGCGGCCGAGGUGGCCGAGACGUUCGGUCUGCUGGGCCUCGGUCUGCUGGGCCACGGCGUCGGCGUCGGCGUCGGAGUCGGAGUUCCGGGUGUGGCCAGCGUGGGCGUCGGCGGCUAUGGUCCGGGUGUCGUGAGCCCGGGUGUGAGCGUGGGCGUGCCGGGCGUGGCGAGCGUCGGGGUCGGCCUCCCGGGUGUCGGUGUCGCGCCCUCCGUCGGCGUUGGCGCUCCUGCAGGGGUUACCGUCGGCGCGCCGGCGACCGCCGUGACCGACGGAGGCGCCUAUGCACCAGCCACUGCGACUGCCAACGCGGGCGCGCCUGCCGCUGCCAAUGCGAACGUUAACGCGGGCUCUCCUCCUGCCAGCAACGGAAACGCGGUUGCCAAUGCCAACGCGGGCUCUCCUCCUGCCUCCAACGGAAACGCGGUUGCCAAUGCGAAUGCCGGCUCGCCCCCCAGCUCGGUUAGCACUGCGAACGCCAACGCCGGUGCGCCUCCCAGCUCAGUUAGCACUGCGAACGCGAACGCCAAUGCUGGAUCACCGCCCAGCGCCGUUAGCACUGCGAAUGCCAACGCGAACGCUGGCCCCGGCGGUAGCGGUGGCCCGGGCAGGACGACCACGACCACGGUGACCAGCAACGAUGGCACCACGUCUGCGUCCACUUCGAAGACUGUCAGCAACAGCGGCAGCCCGAGCGGUGGUAGCCCGAGCGAUGGACCGAGUGGCAGUCCGAGCGGCGGCAAGACGGGAACCGGCGCUGCCAACGCGGCGGCGCAGAAGGCUUACCGCAAGCUCCGCUCGGUCGAAUAA